AUGCCUGCACCCCGUGCUCCCAGUGCAUUUGUAUGCCUCCGCUGUGAAGCGCAAAUCGCCCGCCGACGACUCCCUGCCGUGCCCUACCGCAUCCCACGCGCCACCUUUUCUGCCUCUGCCCGCCUGCAUGACGAUGGCGCAGAAACAAACGACGUUCUUUCCGAGUUGGACGGUCCGAAGCUCAAGAUUACUAAAGUAGUCGAGCCACUCAACCGGGUCCGGAGGAGAAAGGGCAAGAUUAUCAAAGAGACCACAGCAAGCCUGGGAGGAAUCAAGCAGCUGGGCGACCAUGCCGAUAUCCUGGUGCUUAGAGAACUUGGAGACGUACUAGCGGAGAAAGGCGAUGAAGAGCCCGAAACCAUUGAGCCUUCUGAUCCUGUCCAGGUUCCCGACAUCUUUGCCUCGCUGCAACAAGAGGGCAAGGCAGCCACGCCCGAGGAAAUUUAUCAACAAAUUGGCAGUCUACGUCCAACGCAACACGGCGAUCCCAACGAGCCACACUAUGUCAAGCAGGCUACGUUUCUCAAGUUGAAAAAUCUCCUCAUGAACGGCUUCACCCAACAACAGUUGAUGACCUUCUACUCGGUUGCAAAGAACAUUAAGCGGGGGCAGGUCAACCAAGGUGUCAUCGAUAGCCUGAAGCGAGACGAGGAUGAUCCCAAGCGCCCGGUAGAGCGCUCUGAGUGGCAACCAGGCACUACAAGCAUCACACAACGUUUGCCUGGAGUCGACCGCCAUGUCAAAAUCAUGGGAUGGCGAAAGAACGUCAGCAAGCAGCUGCUCGUAGACCGCAUCCUCCGCGACCAGUGGAACCUCGUGCUUCUUGAAGAAAUCGAGACGCCUGGCGAGCUCGAACUGUUUCUGAAGCCGUGGCAGAUGACACUGCUUACUGUUGGAGAACACAAUUUACUUGAUGAAAUCGCACUGAUCAGAAAGGUCAAACUUCAAAUCUACAAACACCAUGACAUUCUUCGCAUCACCGCCGACAAAAGUACAGCAGAGUACGCUGCUAAUGAUGUGGAAGAAGCUUUGCAACGUACAGAGGUCAAACGGAUGAACCUCAAAAAUUACAUGCGUCUGCUGGAGCCCGAUAUGAUACCACGUGACCAACAACUAGAUCUAACCACGCUCUUUUCACAAAAAGAUCGGGAUGUCAUCUCAGCACUCACCAAGACAAGCAUAGCGGGUACUACAAGGAACUUGGCAAGCCGCCCCUUGACAUUGUUUACAAUCAGAGGAUUCGACAAUGCAUCUGUCGAAGAAGCAAAGCGAUCUUUGAUCAACCUUCUGCCUUUUAGGGACAGCAUCACUCGAACUUCGGAUAUGCUGAACCUGGGCUCUGCAGCAACUUCAAUUUACCCAGUACCUGUGUAUGUGGAUGAAAGCCUGUUGAGCUACAAAACUCGUAAUACUCCGCUUGGACGCUUAUCAGUGCCUCUCCCACGAAUCUCUGGGCCCGAAUCUGUAGAAGAUAAAGAAGAGUCAGUCGAGGUCCCCAAGUCAUCCAAAGCAACGGUUCAAGGUCUAGUAGAUAGGACUGCAGCCACUAUACUUCGGUCUGCUUCCAAAGAAUUUCCUCACUUGGAAGAGCUAGGCAGCUGGGUUGCUGAACCGUUACGAAAGCUCUAUGUCAAAUUUGGUCAAUCCUUGGUGCCUCUGGAACAUGCCAAUCCCGCGAAGGCAGUGGCCAAUACACCCGAGCGAUUUUCUCAAACCCAUUUUGUGUCUACUUUCCCCGGGCUUUCUUCUCUUUUUACAUCGCCAGAUAUCUCCGUCACUACACGCCUGCAGGUUCCGACACUAUACUACCACUUCCGACCCGACCCUGAGCAGGUCGGCUUUGAUUCCAACCAAUUGUUUCCCACACUUCAAAUUAAGAUGGGUACAGAUCGCCACGGUGCUAAAGCAUAUUUCCGCAGAGUAAGCAUGAGGUUUUGGCAGCAUAUGCAUACCGUGUCACUUCCCAACAAAGCGGCCGACCUUCAGUUCUAUCAGUACGGGAGUUUGAGAAUGACCAAAGAUCACAAUGAUGCCAACUUGGAUAAAUGGAUUACUGCCGCCGCAAAAAGCAUUUCGAGUGGCGGACGCAUUACCGCACCGCCGCUUAGCAUAGAUGUUCCCAGGUGGACCAUCCCUGGCUGCUCGAGUGAUGAAAAGGGCAUGGCUCAGAUUAAAUACCACUUUUCUGGCGUGGAGUUCCGACAGGCUGUCUCGGGCAGCCUGUUGGGUCAAAAGAUCGCCUUCAGCGCCAAUCAAUCGAGCAAACUAAACGCAAAGGGUGGCGAACUGAUGGCGUAUUACGACGAUCACAGUGACAUACAGUUACGUGAUGAGACAACUGUCAAGGCGUUUGUCAAAAGAUGCUAUGAUAUUGCCGAUUUGAUAACAAAUGCGAGCGCGCAGACGUCGCCCGUGUCUAGACAGGUGCGCCCAAGGUAUCCUGAGAGUGCACGAAAAAUGAGGAGAUCGGGGAUCUUGGGCGAAGCGUCCAAUGCAGUGGACGAUAUAGGUGAGGAGAUGAUAAAGAAGGACUUGCAAGAACGCAUUGCGGAGUAUCCUAGUGCACCGGAGGACACCGUGAUAGGGGAGACGAGCCAAGCAAAAGAUGAGGUCUCAGCGGACAAUGCUGCUGCAGUAGAAGUGCAACAGGGAGGAGAUAACACGAUGAUAACUCCACUGUCGGACAUACCAGAGGUGCCAGAGCCAGAAGUGCCAGAGGGACGUCCUCUAGACUCCUCAUCCAAGGACAUAUAG
This is a messenger RNA of Bipolaris sorokiniana ND90Pr, 2754 nucleotides long. RefSeq lists its product as uncharacterized. NCBI's taxonomy places the organism in Eukaryota, Fungi, Ascomycota, Dothideomycetes, Pleosporales, Pleosporaceae. The transcript has 3 exons. The record is from RefSeq and is a predicted model, not a curated record. Gene Ontology annotation, cellular component: mitochondrial inner membrane. The coding region runs from base 1 to 2754 and encodes 917 amino acids.